Molecule: messenger RNA, 1337 nt
Organism: Aspergillus alliaceus
Lineage: Eukaryota; Fungi; Ascomycota; Eurotiomycetes; Eurotiales; Aspergillaceae
Product: mediator of RNA polymerase II transcription subunit 18
Exons: 2
Coding region: 106-927 (273 amino acids)
Biological process (GO): regulation of transcription by RNA polymerase II; termination of RNA polymerase II transcription
Cellular component (GO): core mediator complex; mediator complex
Molecular function (GO): transcription coregulator activity
Source: RefSeq, a predicted model, not a curated record
GCUGGCUCCUUACCACUCCGAACCUCACAGGCGGAGAGCUUCUCCCAAACUGCGAUUAACUCCGAUUCGGGCGGCCUUUUUGCUAUUGAUUUCCCUCUUGUGAUCAUGCACGAGCUACUGCUCUUCGCCUCGGUCCCCGCGCACCAGCACCAUGGCCUGUUACAACAACUGGCCGGUUUGACGGCCAUGCAACCCCGUCACCGCUUGGAGAGGCGUCUGAUCUUCAAGGCCUAUCGGAAACCGGGGCUGAUCAGUACCCGUGUGGGUGCCAGUCAGGAUUUGCAGGGCAAUGAAAUGCAACGUCUGAAUAAGAUGCUGAACGGUGGCAUGUUCUACACGCAAGUGGUCGGACCUGUUUCCGAGGCCGAGUUUGGUGCCCAAUCUUCGAUUCCACCAUCCGGAGACUCUGAUGCGCUGAUGUCCGGAAUUGAUCCUGGGGAAAAACAUGUGUCUCAUCCAUACAAUUAUGAAGAACAACCCUGGAAACUGGAAUUUAGAGAUAUUCCGGAGGCGGGGACUCGUUCCGCCGUUACGUGCCGGCUGAUGGCCAGCGCUAAUUUGCCCAAGGGCGAUAUUGCGACCCCCAUGAACGCCUGGGGUUAUAGCUUCGUCACUGAGUACUUGGUGGAGGGGGAUGUCUUUAUUCUGAAUGAUAUCGUCAUAUUCCUACAUCGGGUUCUGCACUACCCAACAGAUGAGCCUGAAACACAUGGACCGCGGCGGCAGUUGCCCCCCUUUCAGCAGAUGUCACCGCUGGAAAAAACCGGGAGCUACGUCUUACAGGCCUCUAUUACUGUCCAGGAUGGAGGCAACCAAGAGAUGAUGAAGACCGCGUCGCAACAUCUGUUUGGGCUUCGAGAGCAGCUGAAGUCGGCCGUCCGGCUGGAACAGGCGGAUCGGCUAUCCUUGGACACACGAGCAAAGUAAUCCGAUAGACGUUCUCUUUCUGUCAUUUCUUUUUCUUCUUUCCUCCUUUAGGUUUGCUUGUUUUAUACCCCCUGGCGGCGCCUCAGUAGGAUAUCCCUUUAAUACAAAAUAUGAAAAUUCGUGGGUUACGAGUUUGUCCUUCUGGGACAUAUGUUGCAUUAGCAAGCUGCUGCACACCUCGUCAAGGCCAGUCCACAUCUAGAACGCGAUCGUAUUCGUAUAACUUUAAUAUCCUGCGUCGACACUGCCCUCUGGGGUAGCCCCGACUAUUAAGCUGGGUAGUUGUUCCAAAGAAAGGGGGAAGAUUUGCAAAGGAAUUCAUACUUUUUCCUGGUCAUUGUAUUCGCCGCUCAUGAAUAUGAACAUCAACCCCCAAUGUCCAACGGCACUAACUAUAUGCGAAACAUUAU